CAGAUUCAGCCACUCACACUGGACACACACACAUUUUUGGAUAACCCUCUGACCCCCCCCUCACAGUCCUUCCUUUAAAUAGGGCUCCUUUCCGUCUCUUCGGCCUCGGUGAUCACAUCCCUGCUGCUCCUCUUCACGUUCUCUUCAACCCGAAACCAAGCCUUCUCUCAGUCGACAUGGAGCGUACAUUCAUCGCCGUGAAGCCCGAUGGCGUGCAGAGAGGUCUGUGCGGUGACAUCAUCAAGCGCUUUGAGGCCAGAGGCUUCAAGCUGGUGGCCGCCAAGUUCAUCCAGGCCUCUGAGGAGCACAUGAAGAACCAUUACCUGGACCUGAAGGACAUGCCUUUCUAUGGUGGACUCUGCAAGUACAUGUCCUCCGGACCCGUCUUCGCCAUGGUAUGGGAGGGUCAGAGCAUUGUGAAGCUGGCCAGGAUGAUGAUGGGUGAGACCAACCCCGCUGACUCCAAGCCCGGCAGCAUCCGUGGAGACCUGUGCAUCAACAUCGGCAGGAACAUCAUCCACGGCAGCGACACCCUGGAGAACGCCAAGCGUGAGGUCGGCCUGUGGUUCAAGGCCGAGGAGUUCGUCACCUACACCCCCUGCACCCAGACCUUCCUGUAUGAGUAAACUACACCCAACUGGACCCCCCCGUGACACGAUCCAAUAAUCCAAAACAUGCAGCACUUAUCAAUAAAGUCUCAUGUUAACAACU
Cottoperca gobio is the source of this 711-nucleotide messenger RNA. Its product is annotated as nucleoside diphosphate kinase B-like. The coding region runs from base 177 to 626 and encodes 149 amino acids. NCBI's taxonomy places the organism in Eukaryota, Metazoa, Chordata, Actinopteri, Perciformes, Bovichtidae. The transcript has 5 exons. Gene Ontology annotation, molecular function: nucleoside diphosphate kinase activity. The record is from RefSeq and is a predicted model, not a curated record. Gene Ontology annotation, biological process: UTP biosynthetic process; GTP biosynthetic process; CTP biosynthetic process.